Molecule: messenger RNA, 8079 nt
Organism: Microtus oregoni (creeping vole)
Lineage: Eukaryota; Metazoa; Chordata; Mammalia; Rodentia; Cricetidae
Gene: Maml3
Product: mastermind like transcriptional coactivator 3
Exons: 5
Coding region: 878-4276 (1132 amino acids)
Biological process (GO): Notch signaling pathway; positive regulation of transcription of Notch receptor target
Cellular component (GO): nuclear speck; nucleoplasm
Molecular function (GO): transcription coactivator activity
Source: RefSeq, a predicted model, not a curated record
CUCGCGCGUCCUGAUAUCACUCCGCUGGCAUGGAGGAGGAGGAGGAGGUGGAGGAGCGUGAGGAGGAGGAGGAGGAGGCGGCGGCGGCGGCGAGCAGUUGAUCAUUGUGAUGGUGGUGGAGGCGGCGGCGGCAGCGGCAGCCUGGCCGAGCGUUAGGGGCUGCUCUCCGCGCGGCGUUUCGCAAAGGACUUCAGCGAUCUACUUUUGCAGUCGCCUCGGACUGUCCAUGUGUUUACUUGCCCCAGCCCGAGGACUCGAUGUCUAGGCUUCUGUGAAAUGCAACUGAGCAGCCAAAGUACUUUGAGAACACGGGGCGGCAUAAACACCAAAACUUUUUUGUGGAAGGAAAAUGCAAUAAGCAAGCUCGCCGUUUUCCGAUGCGGCGUGGAGUGAGUGUGUGUCGCGCGUGUCCGCACAGGAGGCACACGCUUGUGUGUGUACAUGGGGUGUGUUUUUCGGUACGUAGUGAGAAAAUGCUUGCCAACCACCGGAAACCUGGAAUUUAUUAGAAAAUAAUGGAUUAUUAAAAGGAGGCAGGCGAGGAGCGGAUCUCCCCUUGAGUUGCAAGCCGAUCUGCUGCCGGCUCAGUUUGUUGGGAUUCUAUUUGUUGAUAGGUGUCUGAUGGUAUUCCGAUAACACCCCCUCUUUCCUCCCCUGGAUCUUUACAGUUUUUUUUUUUAAAGGAAACAACAACAAAAAACCACCCCAAAUCUCUCCCUCUUUAUUUUCGCCCCGUGGGGAUCGCUGUUUUCAUCCAUGUGCUUGCGUCUCCCCCGCGUUCCACUUAAACUAUUUUAAUCCUUGGACCCAAGGAGGAGGCUGAUAGGGGGGUGGAUUAAAAAAAAGUUCUUCCAAAAUAGUGUGCCCCGGGAGCAGGAUGGGGGAUUUCGCAGCCCCCACUGCUGCCGCGAAUGGUAGUAGUAUCUGCAUCAACAGCAGCCUGAGCAGCAACCUCGGCGGGGCCGGGAUCGGCGUGAAUACUCCCAAUAGCACUCCGGCUGCUCCAAGUGGCAAUCACCCCGUUGCCGGCGGCUGCGGCGGCUCCGGGGGCCCCGGCGGCGGCUCGGCGGCCGUCCCCAAGCACAGCACGGUGGUCGAGCGGCUCCGGCAGCGUAUCGAGGGCUGCCGGCGGCACCACGUCAACUGCGAGAACAGGUAUCAGCAGGCUCAGGUGGAGCAGCUGGAGCUGGAGCGCCGGGACACCGUGAGCCUCUACCAGCGGACCCUGGAGCAGAGGGCCAAGAAAUCGGGCGCCGGCACCGGCAAGCAACAGCAUCCGAGCAAAGCCCAGCAAGAUGCGGAGGCUGCCUCGGCGGAGCAGAGGAACCACACGCUGAUCAUGCUCCAAGAGACGGUGAAAAGGAAACUGGAAGGGGCUCGAUCACCACUUAACGGGGACCAGCAGAAUGGGGCCUGUGAUGGGAGCUUCUCCCCAACAAACAAGCGCAUCCGCAAGGAUCUUCCCACGGGGAUGGAAGCCAUCAACAGUUUACCCAACAACAUGCCCCUGCCUUCAGCUUCACCCCUUCACCAACUUGACCUCAAGCCUUCUUUGCCCUUGCAGAACAGUACAGCUCACCCUUCUGGGCUUCUAGACGAUCUGGGUAAGAAUGGCAGGCUCCCUGAGAUUAAACUCCCCGUCAAUGGCUGUGGGGAUCUAGAGGACAGCUUUGCUAUCUUGCAAAGCAAGGACCUCAAGCAGGAGCCUCUUGAUGACCCUGCCUGCAUAGACCCAUCAGAAACGUCACUUUCCAAUCAGAACAAGCUGUUCUCUGACAUUAACCUGAAUGACCAAGAGUGGCAGGAACUAAUAGACGAACUGGCCAACACGGUUCCGGAAGAUGACAUCCAGGACCUGUUCAACGAAGACUUUGAGGAGAAGAAGGACCAAGAAUUCUCACAGACAACCAUGGAGACCCCACUCUCCCACGAGAGUGCCAGCAUGAAAAGUGAUGCUUCUCAUUCUCCUUUUGCGCACGUCUCGAUGGGAUCGCCCCAGGCCAGACCUUCAUCUUCCGGUCCUCCCUUUUCUACUGUCUCCACAGCCACUAGCUUGCCAUCCGUGGCCAACACUCCCGUGGCUCCAAACCCUGCCAGCUCACCAGCUAACUGUGCCGUCCAGUCCCCCCAAACUCCUACGCAAGCCCACACUCCGGGUCAAGCCCCACCGCGGCCUGGCAACGGCUAUCUUCUUAAUCCAGUCUCGGUGGCGGUAUCUGGUUCAGGGUCAGGCUCGGUGGCGGGGCCCAGCUCUGACAUGUCUCCGGCAGAGCAACUCAAACAGAUGGCUGCCCAGCAACAACAGAGGGCCAAGCUCAUGCAGCAGAAGCAGCAGCAGCAGCAGCAACAACAACAACAGCAGCAGCAGCAACAGCAACAGCAGCAGCAGCCGCACUCAAAUCAGACUUCAAGUUGGUCUCCCUUAGGGCCUCCGUCAAGUCCAUAUGGAGCAGCUUUCACUGCAGAAAAACCAAAUAGCCCAAUGAUGUACCCCCAAGCCUUUAACAACCAAAACACUAUAGUGCCUGCAAUGGCCAACAGCCUGCAGAAGACGAACAUGAACAACUACCUCCCCUCCAAUCACAUGAAUAUGAUCGGUCAGCAGCCAAAUAACUUGGGUACAAACUCCUUAACCAAACAGCACAAUAUUCUCACCUACGGCAACACUAAGCCCCUGACCCAUUUUAAUGCGGACUUGAAUCCGAGGAUGACGCCCCCCAUGGCCAACCCCAACAAAAACCCCUUGAUGCCCUACAUCCAGCAGCAGCCUCCGCAGCCCCAGCCCCAGCCGCAGCCCCAGCCUUCCCAGCAGCAGCCUCCGCCUCCACCACAGCUGCAGGCUCCCAGGGCACAUCUGAGUGAGGACCAGAAGCGCAUGCUUCUCAUGAAGCAGAAAGGAGUGAUGAAUCCACCCAUGGCCUACGCUGCGCUUCCAGCCCACGGUCAGGAGCAGCAUGCAGCUGGUCUUCCCAGGACCGCGGGCCCCAUGCAGAACUCUGUGCCGCCGCCGGGGUCGAGCAGCAUGGUCUCAGGAGCCAGUCCUGGGGGGCUUGGCUUUCUAGGGGGCCAGCCACAGGCAGCCAUCAUGAAGCAGAUGCUAAUGGACCAACGAGCCCAGCUGAUGGAGCAUCAGAAGCAACAGUUCCUUCGGGAGCAGAGGCAGCAGCAGCAGCAGAUCCUGGCUGAGCAGCAGUUACAGCAGUCACACCUGCCCCGCCAGCACCUCCAGCAGCAGCGGACACCAUACCCAGUGCAGCAGGUCAAUCAGUUCCAAGGUUCACCCCAGGAUAUAGCGGCCGUGAGAAACCAGGCAGCCCUCCAGAACAUGCGGACAUCAAGGUUGAUGGCACAGAAUGCAGGCAUGAUGGGAAUGGGACCCUCCCAGAACCCAGGGACUAUGACCACAGCAGCAGCCCCGUCAGAAAUAGGACUGACCCCUUAUAGUGCCCCUCCACCCAACCAACCCGGAAUGUACAACAUGAGCACAGGAAUGACCCAAAUGUUGCAGCACCCGAACCAAAGUGGCAUGAGCGUCCCACACAGCCAAGCCCAGGGACCCAGGCAGCCUGCCUCUGGCCAAGGAGUGGGCUUGGUGAGCGGCUUUGGUCAGAGCAUGCUGGUGAACUCGGCUCUGACCCAGCAGCACCAGCCGUUGAAAGGACCCGUGGGCCAGGCCUUGCCGAGGCCCCAAGGCCCACCAAGGCUUCAGAGUGUCAUGGGAACCAUCCAGCAAGGAGCGCAGAACUGGCAACAAAGGGGCCUGCAGGGAGUGCCGGGGAGGACUAGUGGAGAGUUGGGACCAUUCAACAAUGGCGCCAGCUACCCGCUCCAAGCUGGUCAGCCAAGACUGGCGAAACAACACUUCCCACAGGGACUGAGCCAGUCAGUCAUGGACGCUAACGCCGGCGCAGUGAGAACCCUCAAUCCAGCGGCUAUGGGCCGUCCGAUGAUGCCACCACUUGCAGGGCAGCAAGGUCCCAGUCAAGUGAGGCCGUUGGUCAUGUCUGGUCUGAACCAGGGUGUCCCUGGCAUGGCGGCAUUCAGCCAGCCCCCAGCCCAGCAGCAGAUAGCGGGCGGCACCUUUGCCGCGAGCAACCAGGGCCAGGCCUACGAGCGGAACCCCGCUCAGGACAUGUCCUACAAUUAUAGCGGUGAGGGUGCUGGGGCUUCGUUCCCUGGCCUCCCGGACAGUACAGACCUGGUGGACUCCAUCAUCAAAAGUGGCCCGGGGGAUGAGUGGAUGCAAGAACUUGAUGAACUCUUCAGUAACCCCUAGUCGGGAGGGGUCCGAGAGCUGUAGUGGCGGAAGCCUCGCAGGCGGGAAAGAAACAGGAUGGUGCCCCAUCCUUGUUUUUUGUUUUUUUGACCCACGUAAACCGAGAAAACGACAGCCGGCUGACAGUAGAGAAGGUAUGGGUGCCAACCCCCAGCUCCAUGGGGCUUCAUUCCACCUGCCUUCCACAGAGCAACCAAGUAGAGAGGUCAUGCGGAUACCUGCGUGCAGAGAAGAGAUGUGGGGAGCAGGGGAGUAAGUCGAGGCAGCAAGAGUUCCUCUGCUAAGCACCCCGGGACCCACUGGUCCAGAAAGAGUCGUUCCGACCCAAAGAGGGACCGUGGCCCAAGAUGAGGUCCCCUCAGACCUGCCUGCCUCAGUUCCCGAGACCUCGGAGAUGGAGCCUCAGCCAGAGGAAGCCCAGCCGGAGGAUGCUGGGAGACACACAGGCAGUGUGCAUAGGUCAGAAACCCUCUGAAUGCUGGAUGGAAGGAGAUGUCUACUUCCAGACGUGUUCCUGGAUAUGGAGGCAGGCAUGAAGAACAGUGGACUCGCCUGAGCUGGCCCAAGGGAGACAAGCAAGGGUCCUGCAGGGCUAUCUGUCUCCUGCCCAGCGAUGACCCUCAGGAAUGGUAAGGUGUUACUGCCAGCCCCCUCACCAGGAUUGACAACUAUACUUGAGAAGGGCCCAACUGGUAGCCCUGAAGGUCAACUUCUGCCAGUGGCCAUGGUGGCCAUCGCUCUAGGUUGGGCUGAGCUUCCUGGAGGCCCCAUCUGAUUCGACGUAUCUGUUUUCAUCUGUUUGUGAUCAUAGCGUGGAGAGGCCCCUGCUGGAUUCAGUGUCUGCCAGCCCAGCCCCUUCCUCCCUCACCACUGUCUCUAGUCCUGGCCUCUGUGCCAGCCUGCCUUUACUUCUCCCUACAGGAAGGGAAGCCCUGGGGCAAAGUCAAAGGAAGUACAAGAAGAAUUUCGACAGUGUCUGGCUUACGGAGAUCUGCGCAGGAGCCAAGUGGGCCGCACUGAUAAAAAGCUGCAGGUUUAUGCGUUAUACCCACGCUUCAGAUAUCCCCAGGGAAGAAUGGCCUGGCGUCCUUUCAGAUGAUGCCAACAAUGACGCUCCAGAAUCAACCCCAUCAUCAGAAAGGCAAAUAUCAAAUGCUAGAGAUGGAAAAGCUGAAAACUCAUAACUCCACCUUAACCAGUUCAGACGCUAAAGAGAGGGAGAUGCGGCCCCCAUCUUGAAGGCUGUGCCGCUGUCUUCUUGGUAGCGCACAUACAUGCCCGACGUGAAAACUAAGAAGGAAUUAACAACCUCUGUGGUCACAAGCCUUGUCUCUCGCUCUGUACCUCCCCUCCCACAAGCCCAUCUUGGAGGUCAGAUGGCAUUUUCCCAUGGUGUUGCACACACACACACACACAUCCCACAAACUGGCUUCCUUCUCUGUCUUCAUGUCCAUCUCACUCCAGAAGACAGGAGCCUGUGGAGACUGUACCAGCCAUACCCAAGAACAUCCCGAGAAGGUGUAGAAGGCUGCCGUGGAGCACUGUGGCUCUGGUCUCCGUACCACGAGAGUUCCAGACCUGCUCUGCCAGGAAGUAAAGCCAGAGGCACCAGGGUGAGGAGCUGUGCGCCUCUCCAAAACUCCCAGAAUUGGGGGGUGGGGUACUGCCGCUAGGGAAACUGAGUGGAGACACGUGGAAACCAAAAAAUAAUUUUAAAAAAGUAGUAACGUGAGAAAUCAGAAUACAGGUGUAUCACCUUUUCCUGCCAGGUUACAGGAAAGAAAUAUAUAAGCAAUGAGGAGAAACUGGAGGUGGAGAGAGUGGGAGCCAUUGUCCUUGGAAAGCCUCCAACAAGUGCUCAGCCUGAGGACCAACUAAUAUGGUAGAUUUUAAUGAGGUCAUUUUGUUUUGUUUUUACUACGGUGCUGAUGUAUAUGUAAUGUCUAAAAAAAAAGAAGUUAUUUGUACAUAAGUUUUUACAAUGCUACAGAUAUCACUGGGUCUACUAUAUGUAAAAAGUAUACAUAUAAAUAUAUAUAUAUAUAAUGUUUGUUUAAAAUAGAGUAUUUUUAUUUCCCCCCAACUCAUCAUCGAAGAGGUGGUGUUAACUUCGGGUGAUGUCUAAUUCCUGGUUUAUACCGUAUGACCUAUUGGCAACUUCCUCCAUUUUAUCCAGAUUUUUCUAGUUUUCUGUUUUUACUUUGUCCAUCAAGCACCCUUUAAGGAGUGUGCAGAACUCUGGAAUUUAGAAGCGAAGCGAUGCUGACACACCACUUUUAAAGACAAAACAGCCCACGGAAAUCAGAUGUCACUCUCUGAGUCAAUCCAUAGCAUAGCUCGCUUUGGGAUCCCCUCUCUGGCCCAGCCCCAGUUACUCAGAUGUAUCAUUCUCGGGUUUUAGUGGAGUAACUGAAGAUUCCUUUUUCGGCAUUGUGGUGUCGUUAUUUAAACAAUGAUUUAACAGUAGAAAUCAAUCACUCUCGAGCCUUUUUAGUUUAACCACGCCACUGAGACUUUCUGAAUUUGCUAGAGUACCCUGAGGGGUGUGGCGGAAGGGAGAGGGGUCUGACGUGAAGAAGUCUGUUUAUAGAUCCAGGGCCAGAAUGAUUCAAAAUUAGCUCAGCCCGAGCAUUCAGAAAAUAGCGGGGCCAGUGGAAUGACGCCAGAGGGGAAAGGCGCUUGCCACCAAGCCUGGAGACUUGGGUUCGAUCCCUGGAACCCACAGGAUGGGAGGAAAACUGACUCCCACAAAUGGUCCUUUGUCCUCUAGAUGAGCCCCCUGUGACUCAAGUGCGCAUGCGCACAUGUGCGCAGGCGGGCAGGCACGUGCACACGCACGCGCACAUACACAAAUGUAUAAAAAUAUAAUGAAGAGAAAAUGGAUAGUAAAAAAUUGAUGGAAAUAUUUGGACUGUAUUGGGAGGAAACAAUUCGGUAGCCUUGCUCUCUGUAGCGGGCAAUUUUGACACCCGCACUUCUCCGCGUCCCGUUUCUGCUAGCCCACUGUGCCUCUGUCAACGCAGGGUCUGACCCAGCUUUCCCCGUACCUACCGUGAGCUGAAAAUGCUUCAGGCUUAUCCUCCUCUAAGUCCAGCCAGUAGCUCACUAGUACGGGAUAAUAAAAGGCCAGUGAACAAACUGCAGGAUCACGCAGAGGCUGGGCCUUGGAGGCUGGGGCAUGGCUGCCACUUGCUCCCUUGCUUGAUUUCUUCCCAUCUUCCACCCGUUGCCCCACUUUCUUUUCCCCCCUCUUCCUUCAGGCCCGUCAUUAACAUAUUGCAUACAUGGGAAUCCAUUUCUCCACUUCGAGAAGACCCGCCCUUAAGAUAUGCCCAUUAAACUUAAAACAUAGUAAAAUGGCAUUAUUUUCAAAACUCUUGAGUUAAGCAGAUAAUAGACCACAGAGAAACAUCACCAGUAGAAACGGUUCCAAAACAAAGAUGAGUUUUAAUAUACAUGAGCCAGGAGAAAGAAUGAACCCCACCGUGGAAGGAGAGGCUAGCCCUGCCCACCGUGGGCUGUGCUUCCAGGCUGGCUCACAGUGCUGUGGAGGAAGUAGCCUGCCGCUGGCUGCCCCUGUAGAGCUCAGACUCUGCCAGAUAACCGGGUGGUAAAAGUGGAUCUGGUUUGGUUGGAAGGAGGAUGAGAGCGGGAAUUGACGACAGGGUAAAACCAUGACGCUCUGAGAGGGAUGAUGCUCCUCACUUUAAAGUUUAUACUGAAAUCUGUUGGGCGCCGGAUCUCGAAUGGGAUACCUUUCUUCUUAAGAAAAAUAAAUAAAUCUAUAAUUUUAUUAAGAUAAA